Beta vulgaris subsp. vulgaris (sugar beet) is the source of this 1916-nucleotide messenger RNA. Its product is annotated as sugar transport protein 8. Lineage: Eukaryota; Viridiplantae; Streptophyta; Magnoliopsida; Caryophyllales; Amaranthaceae. The record is from RefSeq and is a predicted model, not a curated record. Gene Ontology annotation, biological process: monosaccharide transmembrane transport. Gene Ontology annotation, cellular component: membrane. Gene Ontology annotation, molecular function: monosaccharide transmembrane transporter activity. The transcript has 4 exons. Bases 202 to 1710 code for a protein of 502 amino acids.
UAGACCGAGUUUAAAUGCUCAAUUUUCUGCUAUAAUAGAGGAAAUUAUCAAAAAAAAACAGCACAUUAGAUAAUAUAUCAUUUAUUAGCUGAACCAACUUACGGUUACACACUAUAUAUAUCACACGUAAUUUUGUUGGGAUUUGAAGUUAAUACCUCUUAUCAAGUGGAUUAUAGUGGAUAACACAAAGAUAAGUUAAGGAUGGCUGCAACAACAAAGAAAGUUGAUGAUUUUCCAUGGAAAGCAACUCCUUAUGUCAUAAUUUGUUGGAUAUUAGCAGCUUGUGGAGGCCUCAUGUUUGGUUAUGAUAUUGGCAUUUCAGGUGGAGUGACAGGAAUGGAUGAUUUCUUAGAAAAAUUCUUCCCAAAAGUGUAUGAAAGAAAACAACAUGCUCACGAAAACAACUACUGCAAAUUUGAUAACCAAAAUCUUCAGCUUUUUACAUCAUCGUUAUAUUUGUCAGCACUUGUUUCAAGUUUUGUGGCAUCAAAAGUUUGCUCUUCUAAAGGCAGAAAACCUUCAAUAUUAAUUUCAUCCUUGUUUUUCUUGGUGGGUUCGGCUAUGAGUGCAUUGGCUCCUCGUCUAUGGAUGGUCAUCAUAGGCAGAGUUCUUAUGGGUGUUGGCGUUGGUUUUGGUAACGAGGCAGUGCCAUUGUUUUUAUCAGAGAUAGCACCAGUCCAAUACAGAGGAGCAGUAAACAUUCUGUUCCAACUUCUAGUGACAGUAGGCAUACUGAUUGCUAAUCUUGUUAACUUUGCAACCUUAAACUUACACCCUAUAGGAUGGAGGGUAUCCCUUGGUUUAGCCAUAGUUCCAGCCUUACUAUUGUUACUUGGCGCGAUUAUCAUAACCGAAACUCCUACAAGUUUAAUCGAGAGAAAUCGAGUUGAUGAAGGUCGAAAAGUGCUGAAAAAGAUAAGGGGAAUCGACGAUGUUGAGGCUGAGCUUCAACAGAUUAUAGAGGCAUGUGAUCAAGCUAAGUUAGUUAAGCACCCUUUUAGGGAAUUAAGGAAGAAGCAAAGUGUACCACCUCUUGUAAUUGGGAUUUCAAUGCAAGUUUUCCAGCAAAUGACUGGGAUUAAUGCAAUCAUGUUUUAUGCUCCUAUAUUGUUCCAAACUGUUGGAUUUAAGAGUGAUGGAUCACUUCUUUCUGCUGUUAUUAUUGGACUUGUUAAUGUCUUUAGUACAUUGGUUUCUGUUUUUGGAGUUGAUAAGUUUGGAAGAAGGAAAUUGCUGCUUCAAGCUUGUGUUCAAAUGUUCAUUAGCCAGAUAGCAAUUGGAAUAAUCCUGAUAGUAAAGUUAACAGACACAAAUACACUACCAAAAGGAGCAGCAAUGUUAGUAGUUGUAUUAACAUGCAUGUUUGUGAUGUCGUUUGCAUGGUCAUGGGGUCCACUAGGUUGGUUAAUACCAAGUGAAACAUUCCCAGUAGAAACAAGAACAGCAGGUUUUGCUUUUGCUGUCAGUUCAAACAUGUUAUUCACCUUUAUCAUUGCUCAAGCAUUUUUAUCAAUGCUUUGUCAUAUGAGAGCUUAUAUCUUCAUCUUCUUCUCCGCCUGGAUUGUUGUGAUGGGUAUUUUUGUCAUUUUCCUUUUGCCGGAGACGAAAGGAGUCCCCAUUGAUGCUGUUGCUGAAAGAGUUUGGAAGAAACAUCCUGUGUGGAAGAGGUUUAUGGAUGAAGAUGAUCACAAGGUUCAAAAUGGGCCUUAAAUUUUUAUUUUUAUUUUUUUUUUGGAGGGGAAAUUUUAAUAUUUACUCCUUCAUUUGAGUUUGGAAUACAUUUCUUUCUUUAUAAGUAUUAAAGUAUGUGCUAUCAACAUAAGAUUUUUGUUGUAUAAUACUCCAUUGGACUUGUAGAAUGAAUGAACAAAAGAAAGUUUGCCAUUCUUUGUUAUGAUAAUCUUUGUUAUGCUCCC